Messenger RNA from Ostreobium quekettii, 1176 nucleotides. Lineage: Eukaryota; Viridiplantae; Chlorophyta; Ulvophyceae; Bryopsidales; Ostreobiaceae. The record is from the annotation of a GenBank genome assembly.
GUGGUUGCCGGCGACAUAUUCUUUUGCGAGGUGCACCAGGAUCAGGACGACUUGGAGCCUGCUGUCAGGGCUGUUGAGAAAGGGGCAGUGGCAGUUGUGGUGCAGAGCGAUGAGCAGGGCGUGCUGUGUUGCGAGGACAUGCCCCUCAUCUACGUCAAGGACAUACAUGACUGCGAAGCCAGGCUGGCAGUGGUGUUCUAUCGCAACCCUUCAGGCCGCAUGCUCAUGGUGGGCGUCACGGGAAGUUCAGGAAAGAGCACUGUCUGCUGGCUGACUCGUGCAGUCCUGGAGCAUUGUGGGUUAAUGACGGGGCUCAUGAGUGACAACGAAUACGCCAUAACUGACGACCUCCUGGACGAGGAGGGCGACCUGUGGAACGAGCCCCAUCCCCACCCCGCAAAGGAGCGCAGCUGUUCCACGCCCUUCCACCUCACACCCUACAAGGGGAGAUACACAGUGCCGGACACACUGCCGGACACGCUCAAGGUGCAAAAGGUGCUGGCAGGAAUGUUUGAGCGGGGAGCCCAGGCAUGCGUGAUGGAGUGUCCAAGCAUCGCGCUGGACCAGCACCGAUGCCACUAUGUGUACUACGCCCUGGCCGUGUUCACGAACCUCACACCCGAACACCUUGACUACCAUGGGUCGCUCGAUGACUACAUCGAGGCAAAGGGACUGCUGUUUCAGAAACUUGACAAUCCCGAGAAGCAACGAGCUGUGGUGAACAUCGACAGCGAGUAUGCUGCCAAGUUUCUGGAGUUUGCUGCCAAUGUACCAGUGGUGACGUAUGGCAUCAAGGACCAGAACGCCGACGUGUGCAUCGAGUCUGUCAAGUACUCAAUCUGGGAGACAGAACUUCUGAUAAGGACGCCUGUGGGUCGCAUGGAGGUGAUCUCUUACUUGAUCGGGGAGCACAAUGUGUACAACGUCCUGGCUGCUGUGGCAGUGGCGCUGUCGGUCAAUGCACCCCUUGAGAAGAUCGCCGCAGGACUGGAGUCUGUGGAAAAUGUGCCUGGCAGGACUCAGGUGGUGGACACAGGGUCACAGCAGCUCUUCAGCGUGGUGGUGGACAAUGCCCACACACCACAGGCGCUCACCCGGUUGCUGGACAAUAUCAGGUGGGGUGCUCAAUCCUUGAUCUGUUCAUGCGGAUGGAUUUGCGCCCGCCUUUCACCUUGA